CCCCGGUGGCUAGCCCUACUCCCAAGCCGCAUCUGUACCUGGACCACCUCCACCGUGAAGCGCCUCCGAAAUAUGACAUCCAAGGCCAGACGCGUACAACUACCAAUCGAGCUUAACACGAAGCCCGAGUGUACACCUCACCCCAGCAUUGGCAUACCACCCCCAGACGCAUUCUACUUUCGCAUAUCCGACGUUAACGAGUAUAGAGACAUCUUCACCCGUCUGCCCUUGACACGACAGGACUUUCCGCCGGUCGACCUCCCAACCCCCCCGCCGUCUGUCCUGCCGAACGAGGCCCAUCCCGAGUACCGCCUCUCCACAUAUGACCACACUCCCGUAGGAUACCUCCGUCCAACCUCCCAACACCGUACCCUACCUCUCCCAUCCCAUUACCUUCGCAGCGAUCCACCCUCGCACGAUCACAACGCCGCCCAGAUACUCGUUCCCCAUCGACAUGCUGCCGACUAGGCUGAAUGUCCGGCAAGCAUGCACAUCUGAGAUGCCGACGAGGCUACUACCCCGCCACCGCCCGGUCCCUAGUACAUACACAACCGACUGGAAAUUGAAAACGGGC
This is a messenger RNA of Schizophyllum commune H4-8, 574 nucleotides long. RefSeq lists its product as uncharacterized. The transcript is spliced from 2 exons. Lineage: Eukaryota; Fungi; Basidiomycota; Agaricomycetes; Agaricales; Schizophyllaceae. The record is from RefSeq and is a predicted model, not a curated record. Bases 73 to 468 code for a protein of 131 amino acids.